UCAAUGGAUUUGCUCUCCGUAAAAAUUCUCUCCUAUGAGUUGCUCGACUGAAGGGCAUCAUGGUCACUUGAUUUCGCACAGCGUCUUAUCGUCUUAUCGGUCCGUCUCUCUUGCACCUAUGUUGGUGUUUAUGAUCAAUGUUGUAAACGUGGCAGCGAAUGGCAUUCCCUCUGCACUGCUCUGGACUGGACCGUCAGCCCGGCCGGUGCGCAUGCGCGGACGCGGAUAGACAGACAGACGUAGAGCCUUGUUGCGCGGCUGCGGCUUGCGUGCGGCGUGCUUGGCUGGGCUGGGACUCGACGCAACGCCAGAAGACCGUUGGAAGACCUGGAUUGGAGAGAACUCCGAUUGUUUGGCCCUUGCUCCCAUAUAUUUUGAAUUCUAAUACAUGCACGAAUGGUUGAUUCAUCAUGGAAGAUGCCGUCGUACGGAAACGCGUCCGUGAUUAUAACUUUGUGCUUGCUAACUUUCCUGAUGGCCCUGUAACAAUACAGGGCCACUGGCUUACUGAAGAUGAGACUCAUGCAGCCUGGCCCCCUCUUGACAAGAGAGUUACUCCAAUGGCCUAUGAUAAGUGGAUUCAAGGUGGAAGACGAGAGCCUGAAGGUCAUUGGCGUGUUUUUCCAGUCAAGAUUAGAUAUUUCAAUGAUAUUUUUUCCAAAGUCCGUCUUAAGUUAAAGCAGGCGGAAGAAGUGACUGACACUGACCUGAAUUCAGACAAUGAUAAAAAUCCUACACGCAACCGCAAAGUCACAACGCACUAUGGUCUAAACUCAUCUGAGGACGAAAGUGAAGGCUUGGAUGCAGUUUCCGUUAAGGUCCCUAAGGCACCCUCUCCACAGUUGACACUGGGUCAAUUCUGCAAAGGUCAAAGAAUGAAAGAAGGAUUGAGAAGUAUGUCAAAUGAGCGAGUCAAGAGGAAUUUAGUUGGUGAGAAUUUUGGCACAAGCAGUCACCCACAUGAGAGAUUGAGGUCUAAGUCUGUGAAUCUCAGAACAGAUAUGCAGACAAAUAAUGGAGAGGACAAACUCGAGAGAGAAAAGGGGACCUCAGGAAAAAACAAUAAUUCCGGGACAAGCAAGCUAGAUAUAGGUUUGUUUCGAGGCCAGACCAAGCUGCAAACGCAAGGUUCACUGAAGGAUACUGGCUCACCUCACAGCCAGACUGACACCAAGACUGCUAAAUCUCAAGGUGCAACAAAUGCUUCUGAUUCACCUUCUAGCCUAGUUGGCUUGACAGCUAAGGCCCGAGGUACACCAGUGGCUACUGAUUCUCCUCAAAGCAAAGUUGACCUGCAGAUAGCUAAGGCCCAAGGUACACCAUUGGGUACUAAUUCGCCUCAAAGCCAAGGUGACCUGAAGGCAGCUAAGGCCCAAGGUACACCAGUGGGUACUAAUUCGCCUCAAAGCCAAGGUGACAUGAAGAAUGCCAAAGCCCAGGCCAUAGCUUUAGCUGCAAAGAUGUCAGAUAACGAAUUCAAGGGAUAUGUUAUCCUUGGUUUCACUGAGCUCCGGUCUCAAAUGAAGGAGUUAACAUCUGUUGUAUCGAAAGCUAAAAUGCAUGAUCGUAGACAGGAGGCUGUGCCUCCCUCAUCAUCAGGAAAUGACACUUGCUCCAUAGAUGAUGAUUCCACUGACCCUCUAAGUGGUCUACCUGCAAUGGAUCAUGAAACAUGGAAUGAUUUCUGUGAGAAGCUCAAUCGUGAUAAGAUGUUUGCUCGACAAGUGGUUAUUAAACUGAAAGACUGCUGUGCGCAUACAACAGCCAUUGAUGAAUAUGUACGCUAUGCCUUGUCCUUAGUAAUGACAAACUCCCUUGCCACGGAGUUUAACUGGGGAGGCCGCAAAAAAAAACAGUUCAGUAACCAAUUUUUUGUUAAGGUUCUGCAUUUCUUGCUUAAAAAACACACCAAGUUUCCUCGAAAAGAGGGAGACUUAAAAGAGAUCGUGUCAAAUUGGCUCAGGUUGGCUCCUCAACGCUCUGGGGGCAUGAAAUUUAGGAAAUACAUACCUCAGUUGAAUAGUUCUAAGGAGGCCAGAGCCAACGGUACAACUGAGAAUGACAAUGAAACUGUGAAUGGUGAUGAAACCCCAACUAAAAGGACGAGGCGCUCCCCGAAGAAGAAAACCUCACCACGAAAAGAGAGCUCUCCAAAGAAGGAUAGGAAGGGUGCAGUGACCAAGUCAAAACUCCUUACUCCCAACAAAGUGGAAGAACUGAAAAAGAAGCUAGCUAAACCUAAGAAGACUGAUGCUUCCUUUAGUGAUAUUGACAACCACUUUGAUAGUGAUCAUGAUCAAUCUUUUGGUUUAAAUAAUAGUGGUGAAUCUGAAAAAGCCUUGAAUCCAAAGAAGGAUAGGAAGGGUGCAGUGACCAAGUCUGGCAAAGAGAAACGAAUGAAAAGGAUGCCUCAUAACAGCUUGGACAAUUAUAAUAAUAGGUGAAUAUUUUUUUGACCA
Messenger RNA from Thrips palmi, 2459 nucleotides. RefSeq lists its product as uncharacterized. The coding region runs from base 411 to 2444 and encodes 677 amino acids. Lineage: Eukaryota; Metazoa; Arthropoda; Insecta; Thysanoptera; Thripidae. The transcript has 13 exons. The record is from RefSeq and is a predicted model, not a curated record.